Molecule: messenger RNA, 1454 nt
Organism: Cloeon dipterum
Lineage: Eukaryota; Metazoa; Arthropoda; Insecta; Ephemeroptera; Baetidae
Gene: Tango2
Product: transport and golgi organization 2
Exons: 5
Coding region: 100-969 (289 amino acids)
Biological process (GO): protein secretion; Golgi organization
Cellular component (GO): Golgi apparatus
Source: RefSeq, a predicted model, not a curated record
AUUUUAAUCUUUGUUUACCUUUUGAUUCCUGCUUUCUAGAAUAAUGGUAAUAGAGGUUCUCCGAGUAUUUGCGUUCGUGGCCACCUGAUCGGACGCAAAAUGUGCAUUCUGUUCUUCCACGCGAAGAAGGUCGCCUCCCCUGGCAAGUUCCGGCUUAUUCUGGUUUCGAAUCGCGAUGAGCAGCUCAAGCGGCCAACCCGGCAGGCACACUUUUGGACGGAUUUCCCCGAAAUUUUUGGAGGCCGUGAUUUGCAGGGAGGAUCUGCCGUCGGGACCUGGCUCGCUGUCAAUUCCAAGACCGGACGUCUAGCCACGCUGCUCAACUUGCCCUGCUUGCCCACAAAUCCUAAUGCACUCAGCCGAGGACACAUUGUGGCUGAAUUUGUCAAAGACGUGUCGAUCAGCAGUGCAAAUUUUGCAGCCAAAGUUUCAUCCAGAGCCAACCAGUUUAAUCCGUUCCACUUCCUUGCCAUUGAUAUUUUGCCUAGCGAAUUACUCAUCAACUACUGGGCUCACACUGGCUCCGAGGCGCCCUUGAGUUUGAUCGAUCUCUCCCCCACAGAUGAGAGCAACUCCACUCACUCGAUCAGCAACUCGCACCUGCUCACGCCCUUGAACAAGUGCAAGAAGGGACUGGACUUGUUUCAGGAAAUAGUUGCUGACUUGGAUGACACCAGUCGCAAAGACGAGCUUUGCAAACAACUUGUCUCAUUCGCAAAGACUGACACAAAAUUUUGGCCAGACGAAAUUUUGUCUCUGCGUACUGAUCUGGAGCCGCAUCUUGAAAAGUUCAGCUCCAUUUUUGUCGACGUCCCAGAGAAUACCUACGGCACUCGGACGCACACUGUGAUACUUGUUGACGAUGUCGGCAAGAUGGAUUACUUUGAGAGCACUCUGACUGAAAAUGAAGAAGGAGGUCUUGAGUGGCGAGACACGCGCCAAACGUUCGACUUCAAUCAAAUUGCAUGAUGUUGCUCAGAAGCCGUUAGAAAUAAUUUGUGGUAUGUAUAUCCAAAUUUUAAAUGAAAUGUUUUUGUAAUGAAUGGAUAAAUGGUCAAACUUAAAAGAUAAAAUUAUUUUCAUGGCGAAAAAUACAGUAUUUUAGCACUGUAAUGGAUUUAGAUUCAAAAUUUGAUUUUAAUUGAACAGAUCUGAGUAAGAAAAAAUCAAAAUAUGUUUAGAAUAUUAUUUGAAUUAUCUACAAUAUGUAUAUGUAUUACCGUUUCGCUUUUUCUAUUAAAUUGGCCAAUAAAGCCUUGCUUUUAGCGAAACAACUACGUGGUGCUUGCCAUUUUUUUAAUUACGCAAUUUAUUUGUUAUUAUGAAAAGAUAAAAAAUGCAAUUCGGGUCCGUUUAAAUGUGAUAAUAUAUACUAUCGUUUGUUAUUUAUAUACCUUUAUCUUUGUUAAUUUUCGCUCAUGAUAAGUAAAUAUAAAAAUAUCUGAUAAGAAAAA